Nematolebias whitei (Rio pearlfish) is the source of this 5479-nucleotide messenger RNA. It is a transcript of the gene dhx57, whose product is annotated as DEAH (Asp-Glu-Ala-Asp/His) box polypeptide 57. Lineage: Eukaryota; Metazoa; Chordata; Actinopteri; Cyprinodontiformes; Rivulidae. The transcript is spliced from 24 exons. The record is from RefSeq and is a predicted model, not a curated record. Gene Ontology annotation, molecular function: protein binding; metal ion binding; ATP binding. The coding region runs from base 64 to 4260 and encodes 1398 amino acids. Gene Ontology annotation, cellular component: intracellular anatomical structure.
AGAAGUUCCGACCAAUCAGAGAGAUGCAAGCUGCCGGUGGUUCGAACGGUUUUAUUAAGAAAGAUGAGCGCAAGAAGAGGUGGGAAACCAAACAGAGGAGGGUCUAGAUCUAGCAAACCAAAGGGAGGAGGAGCAGGCUACUUGGAUUUCGAUGAUGAUUUCAGCCUUUCUUUUGGACCUCCCCGUUCCAGCAGAGCUGGUAAAGGACGAGGGAGAGAUGGUGGAGGAGGUAAAGGACGUAACGAUCGAGACAGAGAUGAUAGAAGGCGAGCCGAAAGUCACAGAAUGCCUCUGCCAAGGUCCCUGGCAAACACCAGACUUCCCACUAAGUCUGCCGACUGCAUCAGGUCAGAGACGAGCAGCAUGCCCAUGCAGAAGAUCUUCAUGACCAAUGAGAACCAGGAACAGCUCAAGGAGUUACUGCGGGAACUACAGACGCAAGAUUUUGACGAGCCCUCUGAGGAAUCUGGCUUAGAUGAUUCAGAGGAAGAGGAGGAAUUUGAUGAACUAGAUCACCGUGAGGAAGGCCAGUUUUGGGCUACUAAUGACGAGCCUGUGGAGAGAGCAGAAAGCCCCGCUUACUGCAAGGACUCUGAAGACGAGCGUCCCACUCCUGAACCUGUUAUCUCCUUAUUUGCCAUUGGAAAACUCUGCAGAUAUGGGUUUGACAGGGAGCGUAGCAAAAAGGCACUGGAGUUUGGAGGAGGCGAUUUUGGGGCAACCUUGGAACAGCUCCUCCUUCAGGUUUACAGCGAACGCUACGGACAGAAAGCAGUGUGCCCCGAUGACCUCCAGCGGGUUCCAGUGGACGAGUGUUUAAGCCAGAGGCAGGAGGAAGCUCUUGCCCUCGCUGCUAUUUAUGGAGACCGCUUUAAGGAGUGCAUAGCCAACACGGUUUGGACUGUAUCCCUGGAUCUUCCGUUCCUUUCUGAAAAGGCUCCGCAGAAGGUAGGAAAAGCUCGAAACGGAGGGGAAGCUGCGCCUGUUCGGGGAGUCUGCAGAUUCUUCCUGAAAGAUCAAGGCUGCCGCUUAAAAGACAAAUGCAGGUUCAGACAUGAACUCCCAGGAAAAGAGAGGUCGGGGGCUGGUUCCUCGGACCUGAAAGGCCCGAGCCAUCCGGGCAUCAGCAGCUAUUCUCCUCCCGAGUACCAGCUGGAGGUUCGCUUCCCCAAAGGAAACCGUUACCCCCAUCAGGCACCGAUUGUCGCCUUCAGCACCAACGAUGAGUCAGUCGGAGCUGCAGGGAGACUCAGCGUCACCGAGAAGUUAUUCGAAGAGGCUCUGGCUGCGGCGAAAUGCAGCGAGCCCGUUGUUUACACUCUGAUAACCUUAUGUGAGGAUGAACUCAGCAUGAAGGAGCUGCUGGCUGUCGGUCACCACAAGUACAGCUCGCCACCACCUGUAGUGGGACUUCCGCAGCCUUUACCCGCUGUGGCGAAGAGUAAGAGCGUGGAAGGCCGGAGUAAUUACACAAACAGCAGGAGGGCUGCUCCGCCCACCACCCGCACACCUGCAGAUCUGGAGGAGGCCGAGGAGCGGGACGAGGACGUCAGACCCGUCCCAGUUAAGUGCGAAAGUUACGUCCAUCUGAAGAAGAUGGCGAACAAGCACAAUCAGAAACUGGACGUUUUGCAGGAGAACAAAAAGCUGUGCAGAGAAUUCAAGAAGAAACAGUCUUCCAGACGCUUCAGGUCCAUGCUGGAGCAGAGGAAGAACCUCCCGGCUUGGCAGGAAAAAGAGAACAUUCUGGACGCGUUGGAGCGGUGCCAGGUGCUGGUGAUCAGUGGGAUGACUGGGUGCGGUAAGACGACUCAGAUUCCUCAGUUCAUUCUGGACGCCUCGCUGAGCGGCUCUGCGGAGCAGGUGGCCAACAUCCUGUGCACUCAGCCUCGCCGCAUUUCUGCCAUAUCCGUGGCUCAGAGGGUUGCACAGGAGCGUGCCGAGAGCCUGGGCAACUCCGUGGGCUACCAGAUCCGUCUGGAGAGCGUCUGGUCGUCAGCCACCAGGCUGCUGUACUGCACCACCGGCGUGCUGCUCAGGAGACUGGAGGGCGAGCCCGACCUCAGAGGCGUCACGCACGUCAUCGUGGACGAGGUGCACGAGCGAACGGAGGAGAGUGACUUCCUGCUGUUGGUGCUGAAGGACUUGAUCAUCCAAAGACCAGACUUGAAGAUCAUUUUGAUGAGUGCCACUCUUAAUGCCAACCUCUUCUCUGAGUACUUCUACUCCUGUCCGUCUAUCCACAUACCAGGACGGACCUUUCCUGUUGACCAGUUUUUUCUUGAGGAUGCCAUCGCUAAAACCGGCUACGUCAUCGAGGACGGCAGCCCCUACAGGCGCUCGGGGAAACUAAAUGCGUCUUCUUCGAACGGACAAGGAGGCAAAGGAGGGUCCAGGAACAUGGUGGACGACUUGGGCGACGACGUUUGGAACUUCAUGUCUUUCUGUAAGAAGGACUUGGUUAAAGACUCGAUCCCAGACCAGCAGCUCAGCCUGCAGGACCUCACGGUCCGAUACAAAAACACCAAGAAGUCUGUUCUUCUGACCAUGGCUGCCAUGGACCUGGACAAAAUCAACAUGGACCUGGUGGAGAGCCUGCUGGAGUGGAUCGUAGAGGGAAAGCACGACUAUCCACCAGGAGCUGUGCUGGUGUUCAUGCCAGGCCUCGCUGAGAUUAAAAUGCUUUACGAGCAGCUGCAGUCCAACAGGAUGUUCAACAACAGAGGAGCGUCCAGGUGUGUGGUGUACCCCCUCCACUCCACCCUGUCCAACGAGGAGCAGCAGGCAGUUUUCAGCCGUCCUCCUGAGGGCGUCACCAAGAUCAUCAUCUCCACCAACAUCGCCGAGACCUCGGUGACCAUCGACGACGUGGUGUAUGUCAUCGACUCUGGCAAGAUGAAGGAAAAGAGGUAUGAUGCGUCGAAGAGCAUGGAGAGCCUGGAGGACACGUGGGUUUCUCGGGCCAACGCGCUGCAGAGGAAGGGGCGAGCCGGACGCGUGGCUUCAGGGCUCUGCUUCCACCUCUUCACCAGCCACUGCUUCCGACACCAGCUGUCCGAGCAGCAGCUGCCAGAGAUCCAGAGGGUGCCUCUGGAGCAGCUCUGCCUCCGAAUCAAGAUCCUGGACUUGUUCUCCGAGCAGCUGCUGGACUCUGUCUUCUCUCGGCUCAUCGAGCCGCCGGCCGAAGGGAGCUUGGACACGGCCCGGCAGCACCUGCAGGACAUGGGGGCUCUGACGGCGGACGAGAAGCUGACCCCGCUGGGCUACCACCUGGCCUGCCUGCCCGUCGACGUGCGCAUCGGAAAACUCAUGCUGUUCGGCGCCAUCUUCCGCUGCCUCGACCCCGCGCUCACCAUCGCCGCCAGCCUCGCCUUCAAAUCACCGUUUGUGUCUCCGUGGGGCAAGCAAGAGGAGGCCAACGAGAGGAAACGGGACUUUGCCGUGUCCAACAGUGACCAUCUGGCUUUGCUGCAGGCGUACGAGGGUUGGUGCACCGCUGCGAAGACCAGUAGCCACGCUGGCUUCCGCUUCUGCAGGGACAACUUCCUGUCGUCGCGCAGUCUGCAGGAGAUCUCCAGCCUGAAGCGGCAGUUUGCUGAGCUGCUGUCUGACAUCGGCUUCGUUAAAAAAGGACUGAGAGCCAGGGUUAUUGAACGGAUGUCCUCAAAGGGCGCAGAUGGUGUUUUGGAGGCUACUGGACCAGAGGCCAACCUAAACUCCAAAAACAUGCAGCUGAUGUCCGCCAUGCUGUGUGCAGCUCUCUAUCCUAACGUGGUGCAGGUUCGAGCUCCUCAGGCGAGUUAUAAGAUGACCAGCAAAGGGGCGGUGAAGAUGCCGCAGAAAGCCAGCGAGCUGCAGUUUGUGACCAAAAGCGACGGCUGCGUCCACAUUCACCCCUCGUCUGUCAACUUCAAGGUUCGCCACUACGACAGCCCCUACCUGCUUUAUCACGAGAAGGUGAAGACGAGCCGCGUCUUCAUCAGGGACUGCAGCAUGGUGUCCGUCUACCCACUGGUGCUGCUGGGAGGAGGUCAGGUCAACGUGAAGCUGGGGGGAGGAGGGUUUGUCAUCUCGCUGGAUGACGGAUGGAUCCAAUUUGCCGCAGCUUCACAUCAGGUGGCUGAGCUGGUGAAGGAGCUGCGCUGGGAGCUGGACCAGCUGCUGGAGGAUAAAAUCAAGAACCCGAGCAUGGACCUGUGCAGCUGCCCCCGCGGCUCCCGCAUCAUCCGCAUGAUCGUGCACCUCAUCAGCACGCAGUAGCUGUGCUGCUGAACGCCUCGCUUCUGUUCCCUCAAGGCCUUGACACGCUGAGCUCUGCCGUGUAAACACCGGCGCCACCAAGUGACUCUUCUGAUGUGAUGUUCCAUUUUCUGCACUAAAACAAGUUGAACGUACAGACAGGCGGGGGCGAGUCGUGUACUUGACUUAGUUUCACCAUGUUGCCACAUGGCACUUUAUUACUAUAAAUAGGGCAUUGAGACUCUUUAGGAAUAAUUCUGCUCUAUGCAGCAGUUUUUGUAUGCAGAACAAUAAUCUAGUUUUGAUGCCAAACGACUCCUGUAUGUGAAGAUGUUUGGGUCCAUAUUGGAUUCCUCAAGCUAAAAUGACUGCAUGUUUAGGCUGUGUUUGUGAUGCACGAGUGCAUGUUAUCCAGCCGUUUCACAUUUGCUGAAUGUAUUUCAACGACAAAAAGAUGGCAGGACUACACUUUCACUGAAGGGCUCGAGAUCAGGAGAACUUGGAAGUUGCCACCUUCUUUCACUCCUAUGCAGUUCAGUCAGAUAAAAGAAACAAAAGCUGGUUUGAGUUUCAGAUUCUUUCUUGCUGUCAUCAACUCAUCGUUUUUAAGUUGUGAGAUGAAAUAUAAUCCCAGUGACUGUAAAGUGUAAGUGCCAUUUUAAGUUUAGUUAAAUGCCCCAAAAUAAGUUCAAAAGGCUGCAUCGGUGUCAGAGUUUAACAGGCUGUGAGAGGACAACCACUUCUCCAUGUUGGUUUGCUUUGUCUCCAUGACAACCGUGUGUAAACAAAUAGGCGAUCACUGCCUCAGCAGAAGACACUGUAUCACCACUUUGUCAGUGCCAAACCUGCAGGUAAGAGCUCUAAUUUGUAUGAUUUUCCAAAACUAAUCUUCAGUUUGUUUUGUCCGUAAAGUCUUAAAACUGGAAGGUCAUUGAAGUGCGUGUUUUUCAGAUAAUCGUCUCGGACAGAAACGUUACAUCUUCAUUACGGUAAACACUUUUAUUAGACAGAACUACAUUAAAUCUUCAAUCAAGUAAAGAAACUUUAUUUGUAGCCAAACAAAUCCAAGAAAUCAAGGUCUCGCAGUUCCAAGUCUGUGAAGAAAACUGGGAGUCCAAAAAGUGUAAAAAAAGAAGUGCUCGUGCCAAAUAUGAGGAGGAGGAGGACGUGCUCGGCCCUGCAGCCAUGGUGAACCUCUACUGCAUUUCCACUCCAUGCCUGGAGUUUGGAUGGGCACACU